GUUGCAUGUGAAUGUAUCAUCGCCGCUGCAUCUAAGAAGGACAAGGGCCAAGGGCUUUGGGUCGAAACUGGUGCAGAAAUCCUGAAGAAGCUGUUACACUCCAAAAACGAGGAAAUCCGUGUUCGAGCUUUGGUUGGCCUCUGCAAGCUGGGAAGCUCGGGUGGUUUGGAUGCAUCGAUUCGCCCAUUCGCCGACGGUUCGACGAAGAAACUUGCCGAAGCUUGUCGGAAGUUCUUGAUCAAGCCCGGCAAAGAUAAAGACAUUCGAAAGUUUGCCGCCGAAGGUUUGGCUUAUCUCACGCUGGAUGCUGAAGUGAAGGAGAAAUUGGUCGAAGAUCGUGCCGCCAUACAAGCGCUGAUUGAACUGGCCAAAACUGGAGAUCAGUCGGCGAUUUAUGGUGUCGUAACCACGCUGGUCAAUUUGGUCAACGCAUACGAAAAGCAGGAACUUCUUCCGGAAUUGGUACAACUUGCCAAGUUCGCAAAGCAUCACAUUCCGGAAGAACACGAGUUGGAUGACCCGGACUUUGUGAGUGGUCGUAUAAUAGUUCUCGCUAAUGAAGGAGUUACUUCCGGUUUGGUUGCCUUAUGCAAAACUGAAAGCGACAACAGUAAAGAAAUGAUUGCUCGUGUUUUCAACGCACUCUGCAGUGAGCAAGAAGUUCGCGGAAAGGUGGUUCAACAAGGCGGAGCUAAGGUACUGAUUCCUUUAUCUCUGAAGGGAACCGCCAACGGAAAGCGCCACGCUGCUCAAGCAUUGUCUCGCAUUGGCAUCACAAUCAAUCCUGAAACUGCUUUCCCAGGUCAGAGAAAUCUGGAAGUCAUAAGGCCUCUACUCAAUCAAUUGCAUCCAGACUGUUCCUCGUUGGAGAACUUUGAAGCAUUGAUGGCUCUUUGCAAUCUUGCGUCUAUGAACGAAUCCACCCGACAGCGCAUCAUCAAAGAACAAGGUAUCAGCAAAAUCGAAACUUACAUGACAGAGGAUCACAUGAUGUUGCAGCGGGCAGCUACUCAAGUCAUGUGUAAUAUGGUUCAGUCCCCUGACGUUGUCAAGAUGCAUGAAGGCGAGAAUGACCGAGUCAAGUUCUUGGUGUUGCUUACAAUGGAAGAAGACGAGGACACUGCAGUUGCCGCAUCGGGAGCACUGGCUUACCUUACAUCGGUUAGUGACAUCUGCUGCGAAAAAGCAUUCAGCCCUACCUGUUGGCAGGAAGCCUUCAACACGUUGGUUGCCAACCCGAGCCCGGAAGUGCAAUACCGUGGCACUGUCAUCAUUUACAAUAUCAUCACUAAUAAAACACUGGCAGAGAAAAUUUUCGAUACAGAUCUACUACGGAUGCUGUAUGGCGUGACGCAACUAAACGACGAAAAACGAGCCAAGGCCAUCGAAAUGGCACAAAAGUGCCUGAAGAUUGCCGAAGAGUAUCGCCUUAUUGAGGAGAACAAGGAUGCUGAUAUGGCCCCUGAUGUAUUCGAACAGCAAAAGCAGGAUGCGGACAAUUGA
Molecule: messenger RNA, 1503 nt
Organism: Aedes aegypti (yellow fever mosquito)
Lineage: Eukaryota; Metazoa; Arthropoda; Insecta; Diptera; Culicidae
Product: protein unc-45 homolog A-like
Molecular function (GO): Hsp90 protein binding
Source: RefSeq, a predicted model, not a curated record